Molecule: messenger RNA, 540 nt
Organism: Iphiclides podalirius (scarce swallowtail)
Lineage: Eukaryota; Metazoa; Arthropoda; Insecta; Lepidoptera; Papilionidae
Source: the annotation of a GenBank genome assembly
AUGCUUCUCGUUAUAAAGACUAGUUUGAUGCAAAUACCACCUAUCACAAGCGAAGUCCUUAACAACUUUACAGACUGGGAGACAUUAGCAAAAAAAAAGAAAAUCAGUAAAGCGAUGAGAGCGUACCUAGAACGAGCUAAAGAACAUGAUGACUUCAUGAGAAAACAGCAACUUGAAUUUAAUAUCGGUAAAAGGCAUCUUGCCAAUAUGAUGGGCGAAGAUCCAGAGACUUUUACUCAAAAAGAUGUCGAUCGUGCAAUCGAAUAUUUGUUUCCUAGUGGUAUCUAUGACCCAGCUGCACGGCCACUUAUGAAACCACCGGAAGAAGUAUUUCCAGCUAGAAAAGCCGCUGAAUUUGAUGAAGCAGGUCAAUCUGGAGCUAUAAGAUGGGGAAUAGCAUGGGGGCUUCGUAGUUUUGUGGACAAACCAAUGUUAGAGGCAAUGCAGGUAGCUGGUUUGUUAACACGAGAUCAUAGAAGACGUGAACGUAAGAAGCCAGGUCAACCUGGUGCCAGGAAGAAGCCAACUUGGAAGAGAAGA